Messenger RNA from Lynx canadensis (Canada lynx), 765 nucleotides. Its product is annotated as phosphatidylinositol-binding clathrin assembly protein-like. Gene Ontology annotation, biological process: clathrin coat assembly; clathrin-dependent endocytosis; synaptic vesicle budding from presynaptic endocytic zone membrane. Gene Ontology annotation, molecular function: SNARE binding; phosphatidylinositol-4,5-bisphosphate binding; clathrin heavy chain binding. The transcript is spliced from 9 exons. The coding region runs from base 1 to 765 and encodes 254 amino acids. Gene Ontology annotation, cellular component: clathrin-coated pit; clathrin-coated vesicle; synaptic vesicle. The record is from RefSeq and is a predicted model, not a curated record. Lineage: Eukaryota; Metazoa; Chordata; Mammalia; Carnivora; Felidae.
AUGGGGUCUUUUGCGUCCAAGGCUGCCCUCGGGGCUACCACCGACGAGCCCACAGAACCCGAGCCGAAACACCUGGCAGAUCUAAUACAAUACGUAAACGAAACAAAUAUGAGUGUUAAACAUCUGGCUGAUGUUCUUUCUGAGAAGGCCAGGAGCAGCAGCUGGGUGGUAGUGUUUAAAGCCCUGGUCACUGUGCAUCACCUCAUGGUUCAUGGAAAUGAGCGUUUUAUCCAGCAUCUUGCAUCUAGAAGCUCUUUGUUCACUUUACACAACUUCCUGGAUAAAAGCGCGCUAGAAGGCUAUGCUAUGUCAACCUUCAUCAGGCGAUAUGGCAGGUACUUGAAUGAGAAGUCACUCGCAUGUAGACUGAUCACAUCUGACAUCACCAAAGCCAGGAGAGGGAUGGAUGGUAUGAUGAGAACUAUGGAUACAAAACAGCUGCUAAACACUCUUCCAGUUAUUCAAAUUCAGUUUGAUGCUCUUCUUAACUUUAAUGCAAAUCCUGACCAGUUAACGAAUGGUAUAAUCCAUGCUGCUUUCAUGCUUCUCUUUAAGGAUUCUCUUCGCCUCUUUGCAGCCUAUAAUGAGGGGAUCCUUAAUCUGCUAGACAAGUAUUUUGAUAUGAGGAAAAGCCAGUGCAAGGAAAGCUUGGAUAUUUGCACCAAGUUCCUUGCAAGAACAACCAGGUUGGCAGAGUUCCUGAAAGUAGCAGAGGAAGUCGGAGUUGACCAGAAAGACAUUCCAUAUCUUACACAGGGCAUGUAG